Molecule: messenger RNA, 1497 nt
Organism: Kluyveromyces lactis
Lineage: Eukaryota; Fungi; Ascomycota; Saccharomycetes; Saccharomycetales; Saccharomycetaceae
Product: CBM21 domain-containing protein
Exons: 1
Coding region: 1-1497 (498 amino acids)
Biological process (GO): regulation of glycogen biosynthetic process
Cellular component (GO): protein phosphatase type 1 complex
Molecular function (GO): protein phosphatase 1 binding; glycogen binding
Source: RefSeq, a predicted model, not a curated record
AUGUACCAACGAGAUGCUGUACAGAAUUUACAAAGCGGCAAGUUUAGCUCUUUGAAUUUUUUGAGGAAACCACAAAGAAUUUCCUGCCAGGUCGAAACAACAGCCAUGAACGACGCUUUGAAACGGAACACAGAUCUGAAUAAAAGUAAAAUUAUUGUAGAUAAAAGUUUACAGGAUUCUCAACAUGAUGAACACGAUCCUGUGGGCAAUGAAUUGGCAGGGCGGCUCAACGAGAAAUUAAAUUUCAAUAAAGAUGCGGACCCAUCAAAGAAGGAAGAUUGGGAUGUUGAAACAGACCCAUUGAAGAAAGAAGCAUGGGAAAGCGAAACAGACCCAAGCUUAAGCAUGCAAGACUACUUCCCUGUAUCGAAACCAGAUGUGCCUGAAGUUGAAAUCAAUAACAAUUCCAACGAUGACAACGAUGACGAUGAUGAUGAACCAGAAGACAGGUAUUUGGAUAGUAGAAAACUUAGCGCUAUAUUCAAUCCACCCUCAAUAUUACUUACACGAAGCAAAUCCCUACCAACUUCUCCACUAGAAGGUAGGGUAAGCCAGGAACAAAGACCUCCUGUUUUCAAGAGGUCUAAAUCGGUUCAUUUUGCUCAAAGUGAGAAGUUUGAAGUUAAAUACUUUAGGGAGGACGAAAGUCCGUUAUUCUUAAGAAACGAAUCAGGAGAGUACGGUACGAAAUCUGGAAAGUUAAGGAAAAGCAGACGCCAUAGAAGCCGAGAGGCUGUUGCCAAAGUUAAUGGUGAUGAUGACGACGAUGAUAUGUUGAAUAUGAAGGGAUCAAAGAGGUCCUUGGAAUUGGUAAAUGGAAACUUGAUCCUUCAAGCACAAACUCCAAAGUUAUUACGAUUAGAUGUAUUUGGUGUAAGAAAAAAUCAGUUCCAAACGUUUGCCAAUGGUAUAUAUAAUUCGAUGAACACUCCAAAUUCUGGAUGGUCAAAUUCUCUUCACUCUAAUAAUGCACCUUUUUGGAAGUAUAGUCAUGGUAUUAAUGAUAAUGAUGAUAAUGAUAAUAACAACAACAACAAUAAAAAUGAAGAUGACGCUAAUACUACUGGCAUCCCAAACUUUGAUUUCAGCUCUCCUUUUAAUACAAAUGAUAGCUUUAAAAAAGAGGCAAAUUUGGGAACCUUUAUUUGUCAUUUACAAGACCUUAGAUUGGACACACAAGGGCACAUGUUGAUUGGUAAUGUCAUUGUACGAAACAUAUCCUACGAAAAGAGAGUUAUUGUACGAUACACCUUAGAUUCCUGGAAAUCUCAACAGGAUGUUGAAAGUGUAUGGAUAACAAACCAUUGUAACCUGAAAAGUGGUACAGGAGCUAUCGAUAUCGAUGUCUUCCAAUUUGCCAUUGAUCUCGGUAAAAUCAAUACAAUCGAGCACAUCGAAAUGUGCAUACUAUACCAAACACGAGAAGGGUCUUCAUGGAUCGAUCAUUGGGACAACAAUUCGGGCCAGAAUUACAAAGUCAGUGUCCGAGUAAAGUAA